AGCACAGAGCCGCGCAGAGACCCGACUGUGGCACGCUGCAGGUCUGCGUCCGUGUGCUUUUCUCUCUCUCGCUUUCUGGUGUUUGGCUCUUCCAGGAAGCAAACGGCUCACUGAGCAUCCAUUGCGAGGUUCCCCCUUCAAUUUCUUUUACACCGCUUUCUCACAUGCCGCCGGGGGUAGGGGACGCACUGUGACCGACCAAGCAGCGAUGAAUAUGGCGUUUAUUGGGGACGCGGACCCCUUCACCGCUUCGAUACCUGCCACCAAAGUUGAACUGACGGUCUCGUGUAGGAACCUGCUGGAUAGAGACACGUUCUCCAAGUCAGAUCCAAUUUGUGUCCUGUACACUCAAGGAAUAGCCAACAAGGAAUGGAGAGAGUUUGGUAGGACAGAAGUCAUCGACAACACCCUCAACCCCGACUUUGUCCGCAAGUUCAUCCUUGACUAUUUCUUCGAGGAGAGACAGAAUCUACGCUUUGACCUGUAUGAUUUAGACUGCAAGAGUGACAACCUCUCCAGACAUGACUUCCUGGGCCAGGCCUUCUGCACACUGGGUGAAAUUGUCGGCUCCCUGGGAAGCCGCUUAGAAAAACCUUUGACUGGAAUCCCAGGAAAGAAAUGUGGCACUGUCAUAGUGAGAGCAGAAGAAGUGAGCAACUGCAGGGAGUCAGUGAUGUUACAGUUUUGUGGGAACAAGCUGGAUAAGAAGGAUUUCUUCGGAAAAUCAGAUCCGUUUCUUGUGUUUUACCGCAGCAACGAGGACGGAUCGUACACCAUCUGCCACAAAACAGAGGUGGUGAAGAAUACUCUGGAUCCAGUGUGGCAGGCUUUUAAAAUUCCCGUCAGGGCGCUGUGUAAUGGUGACUAUGACAGGAGCAUUAAGGUGGAGGUGUACGACUGGGACAGAGAUGGAGGCCACGAUUUCAUCGGAGAGUUCAGUACAAGCUACAGGGAAAUGUCCAGAAGCCAGUCACAGUUCCACAUCUAUGAGGUGCUAAAUCCAAAGAAGAAAGGGAAGAAGAAGAAAAAGUACCAAAACUCAGGAACGGUCACUCUGCUGUCCUGCCUGGUGGACACUGAGCUCUCUUUCCUGGACUACAUCAGAGGCGGGACUCAGAUUAAUUUCACAGUGGCAAUUGAUUUCACAGCAUCAAACGGCAACCCAUCCCAGCCCACCUCACUCCAUUACAUGAGCCCUUACCAGCUAAAUGACUAUGCCAUGGCACUGCGGGCUGUCGGCGAGAUCAUCCAGGACUACGACAGCGACAAGAUGUUUCCCCACAUCAUCUCUUUGCGCACCAGGUAUGCCUCGGCAGUGACAGACGGCUCACAGUACUUCAUCCUGCUCAUCAUCUCUGAUGGCGUGAUCACAGACAUGGCGCAGACCAAGGAGUCCAUAGUAAAUGCCUCGUCUCUGCCCAUGUCUAUUAUAAUAGUUGGGGUUGGACCAGCGGAAUUCGAUGAAAUGAUUGAGCUGGAUGGGGACGAAGAGAGGAUCUCAUCCCAAGGACGAUACGCGGAGAGGGACAUUGUUCAGUUUGUUCCUUUCAGAGACUACAUUGACCGACGAGGAAAUCACAUCCUCAGCAUGGCCCGUCUGGCUAAAGAAGUGCUGGCUGAAAUUCCCGACCAGUUCCUGUCCUACAUGAGAACCCGGGGGAUCAAACCUGGUCCCUUGCCACCUCCUUACACUCCCUGUCCACCACCAGCUAUCAACCCCCUUCUCACAAGAAGGGUAAGCCGAAUUUAAUGGCUUCCACCCCAGUAUUGGCCAGCCGGGUCUACUGUCCUCUCUUUACGCUUCACUCUUCACUGGAAGCUCCUAAGCACAUGGCAAACUUUGCCCGCAUCUUGCAUGUUGCACUUUUGGGAAUAUUUGGCUGUGAAGGGUGAUGAAGACAGCCCUGAGUGCUUCUUCUGUUUAGAAGACUGGACAAAAAGGUGUGGAUUGUGAAGGGCAGUGGUGGUGGUCUGAAAUCAACGAGCUGCACCAGGAAGAGUAAACAGGAAAGAAACUCGACAGACUGAAUCCAAGCUGUUCCCAUUUCCACUUCCUCUGUCUAAGUCAUGUCACUUGAUAUAUAAAUGUUUACAAAACUGAGGAGUGGAGUGGAUCUUUUAUUUUCCAGGAGGAAAUUUAUACAAAUAAAUGUGAAUACCUUUCCUAUUUUCCAGCUACAGAAACAGGAGAUUCUGACUUUGUACAAAAAUGUUUAGGCCCCAGUGCCAUAUAUGUGUGUGUGUGUGUACA
Molecule: messenger RNA, 2251 nt
Organism: Neolamprologus brichardi
Lineage: Eukaryota; Metazoa; Chordata; Actinopteri; Cichliformes; Cichlidae
Source: RefSeq, a predicted model, not a curated record